Molecule: messenger RNA, 422 nt
Organism: Drosophila elegans
Lineage: Eukaryota; Metazoa; Arthropoda; Insecta; Diptera; Drosophilidae
Exons: 3
Coding region: 55-342 (95 amino acids)
Source: RefSeq, a predicted model, not a curated record
GUCGUUAGCCCAACUCCAACUCCAGUUAUCCCGCCAAAAAUCACCACCAACAAAAUGUUCAAAGUUCUGUUCGUACUCGCCGCCUUCGCCGCCGCCCAGGCGAACGCGCAUCCCGGAGUGGUGGCCGUGGCUCCCGUGGUGGCCCACCCGGCGGUGGUGCACACGCCCCUCAUCCAUCACGGCGCCCACUCGGUGCACUCCCACGUUGUUCAUCACCCGGCAGCCGUCAAGGUCAUCACCCCCAUUGUCCACAAGCCCGUGGUGGCGGUGCACCAUGUCAGGCCGGUGGUUCCCUUGGUCCCCGUGCACCACGCAGCCCCCGCUUUGGUUGUCCAUCAUUAAGUGCAGUGAUGAAUACGGCGCCCCAAUCCCGAUCCCGAUACCUUUUCCCCUUCCCCUUUACCGCUCCCUAUCCCGCCCUG